AUGCUUUUUCACAGUUCUGUGCGGCACGGUGGUGGUACAGGAACAGCCAGAAGUUCUGAAUUUGCGUUGGGUAAUCAGGACAGCCCUCAUCUAGCAGACAAAGACUUUUUCGGUGGACUGCCGUCAGCAUCAGCAGCUACUUCAGCAGCUACAGGUAUGGUGGGUUCAGGACUGGGAUCGCUGGAAAAUGCUGCAUCUGCAGCUUCUGCGACAGCUGCGGUCAGUGCAGUUAAUGUCAAUAUCAAUGCAAACGGAUCAAGCACUUCUAAUGGUACUGGGAUUUCUGUAGAACGGGUGAGGAAGUUGGAAUCGCUCAUUUCAUCGCAUCUCUCGCAGCUAAAUAUUGAGUCUGCCCUUUUUAUCGCAGAGUUAUUUUAUGCCGAGUGUUCCAGUUUGGAGGAUGAAUCGCGGGAAAAGACACUUGCAAGCUACUACUACGCCCUCAGUUUGUUUAUGGACGGGGACUACCACACUUCGAUGUUUAUUUCGAGUCCACUCAGGCACCAGAGCGUCGCAAAUGCCUAUAUCUAUGCCAGAUGCUGCUUGAAGCUGCGGAAAAACUACUCCAAUGCCUUAGACACGCUUUUGUCCUUACAGUACCAUUGGGAUAGCUCGCUACCACACUUUGGCUACCCGAAGAAAUCGACCAUCUGCCUCUUGGUCGGGAAGUUGUUCAGAUUGCUGGACCACGAUUCGAAAAGCGAGGCGUUUUUCAAGUCAUCUUUGGACGAGGACCCUUAUCUUUGGGAGGCCAGCGAGGAGCUUUGUAAGCUCAGGAGCCCGCUAGCCCUCACUGCAUUUGAACUUUCAACAUCAGUACCGUCUGUGCCAAUAGGAGCAGGUAAUCAACAAAGCCAGGGACAUGGUCAAGGACAAGGUCAAGGCCAGAGUAAGAUGCAAAACCAAGGACAAAACCAAAACCAAGGACAAAACCAAAACCACAGCCAAAGUCACAACCAUUCUCGGGUCCAGGGAUACAGUACCAACAGCCUGGACCCUAAAUCGAAAAAUAAACCCCAUACACCUUUCAAAGUCCCAACAAGGAAUAAACAAAACGUAUCGUUUUCCCAGAAUAAUUCGCUGUUAUCGUCCUCCAAUAUAGGAGCUUCAGUGUCGCCGCACUUCUUCAAAAAGACAAGAUUCACCACUACUCCAACAACAUCAGCGACAACUACAAACGCCAUCCCAAACAACAUGAAUGACAUUCCGCUGGAGAACAAAAAUAUUGGUGUUACCACACCCUCGAAGCUGUACGGAACAGAUUCUCACACAAAGCUACUAAGGUCUCCAAUGGAAAGAAAAAUCAUGACGGGUAGUUCGUUUAAUAGUAAUAAUAAUAACAACAAUAACGGAAUAAGCGACAACGCAAAUGCCAAUUCUAUACGGGGAAUGGUAUUCGAUCACGGUUUAGAAGAAUUGUUCUCCAAUUUCAUUCGCAUCGAAUACUGUAAGUGUAAAUACGAUUCGUUCAAAGCCAUUAGAAUCAUGCAGAGCAAAAUCCCACUGCAAUUAGCAGUGUCUAUGCCUUGGUGCCUAUCUUCUUUGGGUAAGCUUCAUUUCGAAUUGGGGAACUAUGAAAUGGCUAAAUCUUAUUUCAUUAAACUAAGAUCUCUCCAACCUACAAGAUUUAAGGAUAUGGACAUUUUCUCUACCAUACUGUGGCAUUUACAAGACAAAAUAACGUUGUCAUCAUUAUGCGCGGAGCUAUUGACUCUGGAUAAGUAUCACCCUGUUGCUUGGUGCACUUUAGGAAAUUUACACUCCUUGAAUAAAGAUCACGAUGAAGCUAUAUCGGCAUUUGGGAAAGCGAUCCAGCUGGAUCCAUUCUUUGCAUAUGCUUAUACUUUACAAGGCCACGAAUAUUCAAACAACGACUCAUUUGAUAAAGCCAAAUCUUGCUUCCGAAAGGCUUUGACUAUCGAUAAAACACAUUAUAAUGCUCUUUAUGGCCUCGGUAUGUGUUGCGUUAAACUUGGAAAAUUCGAAGAAGCGUUGCUUUACUUUGAGAAGGCUAGAGUCUUGAAUCCAGUAAACGUUAUAUUGAACUGCUGCUGUGGUGUCGCAUUAGAAAGGUUACAACAACCUGAAAAGGCCCUAAACUUUUACGAACUAGCAAAUGAAUUACAGCCUAACUCAUCCUUGGCAUUGUUCAAGAAAUCCCAAUUGUUAUUGAAUAUGGGACAGUACUCUUCUGCAUUGCAUAAUUUUGAAAGAUUAGUAACUCUUACCCCAGACGAGGCGCAUGUUCAUUUCUUGUUAGGAAACCUUUACCAAAUUGUAGGGAAAAAACAGGAUGCUAUGAACCAGUAUACUAUAGCCAUGAAUUUGGAUCCGAAGGGAAGCCAAUUAAUUAAGGAAGCCAUGGAAAAAUGCCACGAACAGGGAUAA
Kluyveromyces marxianus DMKU3-1042 is the source of this 2388-nucleotide messenger RNA. It is a transcript of the gene CDC27, whose product is annotated as anaphase promoting complex subunit CDC27. The coding region runs from base 1 to 2388 and encodes 795 amino acids. Gene Ontology annotation, biological process: cell division. The transcript has a single exon. The record is from RefSeq and is a predicted model, not a curated record. NCBI's taxonomy places the organism in Eukaryota, Fungi, Ascomycota, Saccharomycetes, Saccharomycetales, Saccharomycetaceae. Gene Ontology annotation, molecular function: protein binding.